Messenger RNA from Limanda limanda (common dab), 13088 nucleotides. RefSeq names its product dmX-like protein 1. The record is from RefSeq and is a predicted model, not a curated record. The transcript is spliced from 51 exons. Gene Ontology annotation, molecular function: protein binding. Gene Ontology annotation, cellular component: RAVE complex. Gene Ontology annotation, biological process: vacuolar acidification. Bases 500 to 9805 code for a protein of 3101 amino acids. Lineage: Eukaryota; Metazoa; Chordata; Actinopteri; Pleuronectiformes; Pleuronectidae.
AUCAUGACACAUCUCCAACAUAAGCAAAAGCUUCCUCUCUGGAGGCAUCUCUCUCGCUAACCUUGGGGCAGAGGUUGGCUCCUUCCGGCUCCUCCGCGCCUUGACAAGCCGGCGAACCACUCGCAUUGCCGGGCAAGAGGCCACCGGGCACCGGGCGAUGUGCGACGAGUGAGCCGCAGCUAGCUCCGGUAGCUCAGGAAGCUCGCUAACACACCGCUCCGCCAGCUAGCACAUGCUAACGCGGGGCUAGCCGAGGUGACCGUACCGUUCGGCGUCCCCCCCCGGAAAGGAGAAGCUGACAGGGGGGCGAGUGUUGACAGUGCGACCCCCGGGGACGAGUAGCACCAAGGCGGCCCACGCAUAUCUGUAGAGUCACUUAAGUGAAAUUACGGACAAAAGACAAAGAUGAACACAUCCUUCCCAUGGUUUCCCAUGGAUUUUACCCAGAGUGGGAGGGUGUGAGAAAGGAAGGAGCAAAAGGAGACUGUCAACAGAAGUCAUGAACCUCCAUCAGGUCCUCACAGGGGCUGUCAACCCAGGGGACAAUUGUUUCUCUGUCGGCAGCGUCAACAAUGUGCCAUUCACGGCCUAUGCGUCAGGUUGCGACGUGGUAAUUUUGGGCAGUGACUUUGAGCGACUGCAGAUCAUCCCAGGAGCCAAACAUGGGAACAUUCAGGUCGGCUGUGUCGACUGCUCACUGCAGGGUGGACAGAUUGCAGCUUCCUAUGGAAGCAUUGUGUGUGUCUUUGAGCCUGUUCAGCACCCAGAUCAAAAAGAUCCACCGUUGACUAAGUUGAACUGCCAAUGGCAGAAGACGGGUCAGUUUGUAUUACAUUCUAUGGUACGGAACCUUGCCUGGCACCCCACAGGUAGCACUCUCCUAACAGGCUCUACUAGCCUCCAGUUGUGGUCUCAUGUUGAUGGAGUGAAAGAUGAAGCUGAAGAAUGGGGAAAGAAGGAGGAAAUUACCAUGAGAGACUCUCAUUGUUCCUGGAGGUGUAUCUGGCAGAGCAAGACAGCCUCUCCAGUCAGUUUAAUGAGGUUCUCACCUGAUGGGGAUUUCUUUGCUACUGCUGGACAAGAUGACUGCUUAGUAAAGGUCUGGUACAGCACCAGUAAGUGGAAGUCAGGUGUUUCCAGACUCUUCGCUCCAGCACAUCCCAGUGUCAGUGUCCAGGGAGAGCUGGCCUUCUCCUUUGUCUACCUGGCUCACCCCCGUUCUGUUACCGGCUUCUCGUGGAGGAAGACCAGCACAUGCAUGCCACGAGGUGCCGUGUGUAAUGUUCUGCUCACCAGCUGUAAGGACAGCGUGUGUCGGCUCUGGGCAGAGACGUUGUUGCCCGGUGACAGCCUCCUGUACGGUCCCCACCAAAACCACAGCUCUGGCCAACACAGUGACACACUCAGAUGUGCAAGAAAACAAACCUGUAAUGGAAAGACCCAAGGAAAUACAGCACAGGAGUUGAGCCUUCAAGAAUCAUGGCACUUGUCCUCUUACCAGGACGUACCCCAACCCUCCCUGAUUGGGUGCCUGUCCAACCAUCAGAGCUGCCACUACAACCACAAGAGGAUCAACAGCAACAUGCCCCAUGCCAACGCUCUCUGCCACUUCCACAUUGCUGCCAGCAUCAACCCAGCCACAGACAUUCCUCUGCUGCCCUCCAUCUCCUCUCUGAGUGCCGCAGAUGACGACGAACCUGGAGGUCCUUUUACCGUCCACUGGCUGAACAACAAAGAGCUUCACUUCACUUUAGCUAUGGAAGUCUUCCUGCAGCAGCUCAGAGGCAGCCUGGAGCAACAGAAUGGCUGCUCCCAUGAAGAGCCUGAGGAUGAGGAUAACUCUGAUGACGAGGACAAUGGGAGCAGACCAACUGACCCCCAAGGACCUGAGUUUGGGGAGCUUUCUCUGGCAGCAGUGGAGCACCAGGUGGACGUGCUGUUAGAGGAGUGGAAUAAAGGGGCAGACAUGUUGUUCAGUAUUCACCCCAUGGACGGCUCCCUGUUAGUCUGGAAUGUGGACUGGUUGGAUGAAUACCAGCCAGGGAUGUUCAGACAAGCUCAGGUGUCGUUUGUGUCCCGUAUCCCUGUGGCAUUCCCUGCUGGUGAUGCGAUCUCCCUGAGCCACAGCGUUGUUAUGUAUGCCUGCAACAAGAACGUGGAUCUGGCUAUUCAACAUGGCAGACAACGACCGUCUGGGAGCACACUGCCUCAAGCUAAAUCUGCUCUAAUAAGCUACAGAGAUCAAGGAAAAACUCUGCCGAGCAGUAGCCUUCGACUCAGCAUUUUCACCCCCAAUGUCCUUAUGAUCUCCAAACACGAUGACGGUUCCCUGAACCAGUGGGCAGUCAGUUUCGCAGAGGACUCUGCUUUCUCCACUGUCCUCAGCGUCUCACACAAGUCACGGUACUGUGGCCACCGCUUCCACCUCAACGACCUGGCCUGUCACUCGUUACUCCCGCUCCUCCUCACCACCUCGCACCACAACGCCUUGAGGACACCAGAGGUAGACAGCAUUCUGGCUCCUCCAGAGGUUGUUUCAACAUCGCUACCCCGUGGUUCACGGGCCAGCCGGCUGUCCCUCGGUGUGGUUUCCCAAGAUCCCAAUGCAAUCUACAGUGAGCUGAUUUUAUGGAGAGUGGACCCUGUUGGCCCGCUGUCUCUGUCAGGCGGUGUGUCGGAGCUCGCCAGGAUCAAUUCCCUCCAUGCAUCAGCAUUCGCUAACGUUGCCUGGUUGCCCACAUUCAUUCCCAGCAGCUGUUUAGGUGUAUACUGUAACUCGCCCAGCGCCUGCUUUGUGGCCAGUGACGGCCACUCACUCAGGCUGUAUCAGGCCGUUAUUGAAGCCAAGAAACUCCUGGGUGAACUCUCCAACCCUGAGAUCUCAAAAAAUGUUGGGGAGGUGUUCAACAUGAUCAGUCAGCAAUCCACAGCAAAACCAGGCUGCAUAAUAGAGCUGGACACCAUUACUGACUUUCAGGGAAAGGAGACGCAGCUCCUGCAUGUUUUUGAAGAGGAUCUGAUCCUUGGCAGUGAGCGAACAGAGAGCACACAGGACAAUUCUGAUUCUCCUCGCACUGCCUCCGGUGAGCCAACCUUCUCGGCACGUUUUUUCCUGGUGGUGGUCGAAUUAACUCCGACAGGUCGCUCCCUCCUCCACAUGUGGCAUCUCCAUCUUGCUGCUCGACCAAUCACCAUGGAGGAGACCAAGACGGAAAAAGAUGCCACCACAGCUUCUCCCAUGAACACAUCCCAGUUUGACUUUGAUACGUUCAGUUCUCCUGUAGCUCAGAAGAGUAAAACCUGCACUUCCAGCCUGCAGAGUGCUUGUCGCCUCAUCCUCACAACGCACAGACUUUACAGCCAAGAGAUGGCUCUUCCAGAAGGUGUAGAAGCCAUCAGUGUUACACCCUCCGCAGGUCACUUGAGUGCAUCCUGUUCUCUGCCAGCUGGCCGUGUGCCUUAUCUCCUUGCUACUUCCUGUUCUGAUGGUAAGGUGCGCUUCUGGAGGUGUAAUGUCGUGGCGACAGGACCCUCCAGUAUGGACACCUUGCUGUAUAAGUGGGAGGAGUGGCCACUCCUGCUUGAGGAUAGGUUUCCCAACAGCAGCACAGUGAGUGUGCCUGGUCGCCCCAUAGAGGUCAGCUGCUGUCACGCAGGACGGAUUGCAGUUGCCUACAGGCAGACGCCAAACACAUCUUUGAAUUCAACACUUCAUCUGAACUCUAAUGGACUGUUGACGUCUCCUCCUAACCUGGCAUCCUCUCCCUAUAGCACCCACCUGACCCCAACUCUGACUGUACAGCGUAGCUCAAAUCCCACCCCAAGCCCCAACAUAUUAAACAUUAGAGAACCUUUGGUACACAUCAGCAUCUUCCAGUGUGAGUCCACUGGUGGUUCACAGUGGAUUCUCGAGCAGACCAUCGUCCUGGACAGCGCAGAUCCCACACCUAACUGCGGUACAACUAAAAUCGACUUCUCUUUACCUCACGAGAACUGUCUUGGUUCCACUAGUAAGAGCCUCGUUCAUUUGGACUGGGUGUCCCAAGAGGACGGGUCACAUGUCCUGACUGUUGGUAUUGGGACCAAGAUUUAUAUGUACGGCCGUCUUUCUGGGAAACCUCCAGAACUGGGUCUGUCCUCUGAAGCAAGUAGAGAACAGAGCUUGUCUCGUCUAGUUCUGCUUCGAUCAGUCGAUCUGGUCUCCUCGGUUGAAGGCUCAUUACCCAUCCCGGUCUCCCUCUCCUGGGUACGAGACGGCAUCUUGGUUGUAGGGAUGGACUGUGAGAUGCACGUCUACUCCCAGUGGCAGCCCCCAACACCACCCAGACCCAGUGCUGUCAUUAACCAAGACAACGACAUCAGCAGCAGUGUCUCCUCCAUUAUCUCAGCUGUCAGACAGAGCCAGGAGGAGGCACUCAGUCCUGGUGCUCCAGUGUCUUCACUAGCUCCUCCCAAAAAGGCCUUGACCAGGUCCAUGAUGAGUCUGGCUCAGAAACUCAGCGGGAAGAGGACGGCAUAUGACCUGCCUGUCGAGAUGGAAGAUUCUGGUCUUUUUGAAGCAGCUCAUCAACUCUUUCCCACUCUGCCCCAAUACCAUCCUGUGCAAUUACUGGAGCUCAUGGAUCUUGGGAAAGUUCAUCGUGCCAAAGCCAUCCUCUCUCACCUCGUGAAAUGCAUUGCUGGAGAAAUUGUGCCACUUAAAGACAGUACCGCCAAUCCAGAGAGACGUGUGCGCUCUCGAACCAUCGGUGCCGGUGGAAGCACAGCCAGGGAUCCAAAGAUGUUCAAUAUCACAGAGAACUCUGCCCCUGACUACACAGAGAUAAGCUCCAUCCCUCCCCUGCCUCUGUAUGCCCUUCUAGCAGCUGAUGAGGAUACAGCACGAAAAAUUGAUACAGUUAGCAGUGUGAGUGGAGAUAGUGGGCACGGUUCCAGUCACACAGAUGCUUACGAUGAGCUCUUCCACACACCCAGCAUAGUGGACCUGGAUCCUCUGGACAACGAUGAAGAGGAAACUGGAAACAAGGUUAUUGACCUGUCUCAGUACAGUCCCACAUACUUUGGUCCAGAGCAUGCCCAGGUUCUGUCCAGCCACCUCCUUCACUCCAGUCUGCCAGGAUUAACUUGCAUGGAGCAGAUGUCUCUCAUGGCGUUGGCCGACACCAUUGCUAGCACAAGCACAGACCUCAAGGGCAGCCAGGGCAAAAGCAAAGGUGGAGAGACACUGGAUGAGUGUGGUCUGAAGUUCCUGCUGGCUGUUAGACUGCACAGCUUCCUCUCUACCUCCCUGCCUCCAGCGCACCGAGCACAGCUACUACGGCAAGGCCUGUCAACAUGUCACUAUGCCUGGGCCUUCCACUCUGAAGCUGAGGAGGAGCUGAUGAACAUGCUCCCUGCCCUACAGAAGGGGGAGACCACCUGGCCUGAGCUCCGCUCCAUGGGUGUGGGCUGGUGGCUGCGUAGCACCAACAAGCUACGCCGGUGUAUUGAAAAGGUUGCCAAGGCUUCUUUUCUGAGGAGCAACGAUCCACUGGAUGCAGCUAUGUUUUACCUCGCAAUGAAAAAGAAGGCAGUGGUCUGGGGAUUGUACAGGUCUCAGAACAAUGCCAAAAUGACAGACUUUUUCCGCAACAACUUCACCGAGGACCGGUGGAGAAAAGCAGCAUUGAAAAAUGCCUUUUCACUAUUGGGAAAGCAGCGCUUCCAGCAUUCUGCAGCAUUCUUUCUUCUAGCUGGCUCCCUGAAGGAUGCUGUUGAGGUGUGUAUAGAGAAAAUGCAGGACCUGCAGCUGGCUUUGGUGAUCUCCAGAUUGUAUGAGUCUGAGUUUGAGACGUCCUCAACCUACAAAAAGAUCCUCCAGAGACACGUUCUGGGUCACGACAAACAGAUUCCAGCCCACCAGGACCCGUUCCUGCGGAGCAUGGCUCACUGGGUCCUGGAGGACUACAGCAGAGCCUUGGACACUUUAAUUGAGCAGCCUGCAAACAGCAACAGCUCUGGGUCCACUGAGAGCAAAUGUGUCACUGGUUCCUCUUCUGUGGCUACAUGCAACCCUGAAGUUUUCAACUUUUACACCUACCUCCGCACGCACCCACUCCUCCUUCGCCGCCAUUUUGGCUCGUCAGACAAGGCUAAAGUUGGCCUGACUGCUGAGGGUCGCCGGGCUGACUCCAUUAGCCUGGAGGAGAGGAGACUGUUCUUCACUGCUGCAUAUGCACAUUUACAAGCUGGCUGCCCCAUGCUUGCACUUGAAGUUCUCUCCAAGAUGCCCAAAGUCCACAAGCAUUCCAAACUCCUGAAUCAGGAGGAUACAGGAAUCACUGCUGAGCUCAGUGCCGGGAGUAAAGAUGGACAAGCAUCCGACUGGUCCCAGCCGUCUCUGAAUGGCUACGAGUCAGAUGGGAACAGCUUGUCCAACAGUAAAUCAGAUUCGGUGUUGAGUUUUGAUUGGAGCCAGCCAUCACUGACACUUCCAGGGGACGCCCUGGAGCUGAAGUGGGACAGCGACAAAGAUGAUGAAGAAGAGGAUGAGGACGAAGAGGAUAUUAAAAAUGCUAACACCGGUAGAAUCGCAGACAGCAGCAGUGUGUUCCAGGACCCACAGGACGUCAUGUCACCGCUAAUGGAGACAGUGAUCGGGGAGGACAGUGAGGACCGUGAGGACAGCAAUGACUUCCUGGCCCCCUCUGAUGACAUCUUGGUGGCUCAGCUGAAGUUUACUGCCUGCUUGAAGAUUAUGACCAAUGAGCUGCGGACGCUGUCGACGGGGUACGAAGUCGAUGGGGGGAAGCUGCGUUACCAGCUCUACCAGUGGUUAGAAAGAGAGGUGGUGGCUCUUCAGCGUUGCUGCAGCUACAAGCCCUGCCUGCCAGAGCUGUCUGCCCAGGGUGAUGCCUGCGUUUCUGGGUUGGCAGAGGAGGGGGAACAGCCUGGGAGCCCUCGUGGUGACAGCCAGAGGAGCAGGAGACACUGGCUGCAGAGUAACCAGCCCUUACUGAGGAUGUUUCUUAGCUACUGCAGCUUACAUGGCUCCCACGGCGGAGGACUGGCUUCUGUACGCAUGGAGCUCAUACUGCUUCUUCAGGAGUCUCACCAGGAUGACUCCAUCCAGUCAGUGGUGACGACCAGUUCCCAGCCCUCCUCUAUCCCUCUCCUUAUGGCCUGCACAGCCAACGUGAAGACAGUGGUGGCCAAUCCUAUCGUCUACCUGACCAACUUGACUCAUGACAUCUUGCAGACCAUCAAUGCACUCGACUCACCUCCACAUCCUGAUGUGGUUAACAACGAGAUCUAUGUGAUGCACACCUUGGCUGCUUCCUUGUCUGCCUGUAUAUAUCAGUGUCUGUGUGACGGACACACCUUCAGCCAUGUGAACCAUUUCACUGGGAUUGUUUACCAGAGUGUGUUGCUGUCUCAGAAACAGCCGGUCAGAGCUGUCAGCGUGGACGAGUCCGUUCAGCCCAACACUUCUCCUGCACAGUGGCCAGGUAUCGCCUCUCUGAUCCGUCUGCUGAGCUCAGCAGGCGAGGAGAGCCAGCCAGGCUUGGCCGUGCUGCUCUGCGAGAUCCUGACUGCCGUAUACCUCAGUCUGUUUGUUCACGGCAUGGCCACUCACUCCAGCAACGAGCUGUUUCGCAUCAUGGCCCACCCUCUCAACGGCCUGCUCUGGGUAACAGUGUUCGGAGGAGGUGCUCGGAUCCCCGUCAUUGAGAAACCUUACAGCCCGACAAGAACACCCCCCCCAGGUGAUUGUUUCUCUGGUUUUCUGUCUGACGCUUCUCCGAGCGCCUCAGACAGAAAGUCCAGACGAUUCAGGCUUCGGACAUCACGCAGUGGAUCCAAAGAGGAGUCUGGGAUAGAGCGGGAGGGACCAUCCAGUCCGAGGCAUGUCCCUGUAGUGGAACAAGAGGCUGCCUCCAUCUUUAAAGAAAGAUUUGUUCCUCCAGAGCUCAGCAUUUGGGAUUAUUUUAUUGCCAAGCCUUUGCUGCCACCAUCGGAAAACAGAAUAGAGUACGACUCUGAGGACAGUCAGGAUGAAGACGAGGAUGACGAUGACUUUGAAGACGUCUUUGACCCCAACUCUCCGCGCAGAGAGCAUUCAAACCACAAUUCAUACAGUUGGUGUUUAAUGCGGCUGUCAAUGGUUCAGCUGGUGUUGGUCAAUCUGAAGUCCUUUUACCCAAUGGCAGGAUAUGAUCUAUUAGAUCUGCCUGUGGGCUCUCCUCUGUGUCACGCUGUGCUGAAGACGCUGCAGCGCUGGGAGCAGGUGCUGCAGAAAAGACUGGAGCUGUUUGGAGGGCCUCCUUCCAAGUACAUCUCCACACAGCUCCAGGAUGAAACUGCCACACCCGGCCCCGCUCUGCUCAGACACAAGGUCUUGUUUGAGCCGUCCAACACCCCAUUCAGGACCAACCACCAUUCAGCGCUGCCAGUGACACGUUUGUGGCAGUUUCUGGUCAAGCAGGACGAAGUGCAGGAGACUUUCAUUAGAAAUAUCUUCACCAAAAAGCGGGACCCCAACGAGUCGGUCGAGGACCAGACUGGCAAUAUGAAAUGUUCAGUGGUGGAGGAGACAGGAAACCAUCAGACUGGGUCAGAGCUGGGCUCCCCUGGAGGAAAAGCACGCAUCAUCCACAAAGAAUCUGACAUCAUCACAGCCUUUGCCAUCAACAAGGCAAAUCGUAAUUGUCUAGUCAUGGCCUCUACACAUGACAUUCAGGAGCUGGAUGUGUCAUCCAUCUUGGCCACACAAAUUAUGACGUGGAUAGACGACGAUGAUGCCGAAACCAAAGGUGUUGGAGGUGAUGACUUCCUGGUGGUCCAUGCACGGGACGACUUCGCCGCCCUCCAUGGCACCACGCCGUACACCCACAGUAGCCCUGGUACACCCAUCAACAUGCCGUGGCUGGGCGGUAUGCAGACAGGCCGGGGGGCAGCCAUGAUGAUCAAGAGAAAUAUCAAUAAUGUGAGAAGGAUGACCUCGCAUCCCACACUGCCUUACUACCUGACGGGGGCUCAGGACGGCAGCGUGCGGAUGUUCGAGUGGGGUCACUCCCAGCAGAUCAUCUGCUUCAGAAGUCCCGGCAACUCCAGAAUCACCAGGAUACGAUUCAACCACCAAGGCAACAAGUUUGGUAUCGUAGAUGCUGAUGGAGGUUUGAGUCUCUGGCAGACCAACACGAGUGGGAAUGCACCCAAACCCUUCCUGACGCUGCAGUGCCACAACAAGACGGCUCAUGACUUCGUCUUCGUGGGCUCCUCCUCCCUCAUCGCCACUGCAGGUCUUUCAACAGACAACAGGAACGUGUGUUUGUGGGACACUCUGGUGACUCCUGCUAACAGCCUUGCACAUGCUUUCUGCUGCCACGAGUCGGGCGCCACCGUGCUCGCCAUGGCCCCCCGACAGCAGCUGCUCCUCACAGGCGGGAGGAAGGGCUGGAUCAGCGUCCUGGAGCUUCCCCAGAGGCACCAGCGGCAGAGCUUCCAGGCCCACGACUCCCCGGUCAAAGCUCUGGCCGUCGACGUGAUCGAGGACUGCUUCGUCAGCGGCUCAGCUGAGGGCAACAUCAAGAUUUGGAGCCUGGCCACGCAGUGUCUCCUCUUCUCGUUUCCUAACGAGCACGCCCGCCAGUCGCUGUUCAGGAACCUGGGCACGGGCGUCAUGCAGAUCGAAGUGGGGCCGGCCAAUCACAUCUUCUCCUGCGGCGCCGACGGGACCAUGAAGCUGAGGGUCCUCCCCAACCGCUACAGUGUCGGCAACAACAACAACAACAACCUCAAGAACGAUGUGAAAUUCAUCAUAUAGACGGAAGCAGAUCUGAAUAAUGUGAAGUUUGUUUUUAUGACGGAGCAACGUUUCUGGAACUGUCACGAAAAGUUCCUUCAUGUCGGGGGAGCGAGGCCGAGACAGAAACGAUGACAUAAAGUGUUCUGAAAAGUUUUAAAUGAAGAAAGGCUUUCAUGGAGAAAUGUUCAUAGGAGUUAAAGACUUUGACAGAGUGAGAGUGUUUCAUCUGAUUCAGGUUUUCCCCCUGAGAGUGAAAUGACCUGUUGCUCUGUGUGGAACUCAGCGUCCGCUCGACCAAACACAAAGGUUCCAAACUGCUGUGGAAGUUAAAGUGGGCACAGGGUAAAGACUUCAGGGCUCGUUCAGUGAGAAGAAAGACGAGCCAGCAGGAGAUCCUCCCAAACAAACUGCCAAGUCAGCGUCAGCGGACGAGCACAUGCGGAGCCUUUAUUUGCACAGAAAGUGAAGCUGUAGAAACAGGAAGCUGCUGAAGAGCCCGAGCUGCCACGUCGUUCUGCUCAAACAGCCGCGGCUUCUUUUAAGUUCAUGUUAGUAAAGCGUCUGCGAUAGAGGAAGCUCUUCUGGAAUCACUGCUGGAUCCUUUAACAGGAUGAAACGUGUGGAGACUGAACAACACUGCCGAACCUGAACCUCAGCACAACGCAGCCGUCUGAGCAGUGGACAAUCCCACAGAGCACAUUUGAUCAGUCACAGAUCCUCGUCCAACGAGCAGCUCAGCUGGAGGAUCAGGUGUUUAACUCACGACAGGAAACACAGGACGUCAGUUUCCUGUCACCGUUCCUCCGUCGCUCUCUCGUGAGGCUGAUCGGCUUCUCCAGCCUGAGUUGAAGUGAACAAAUUCGAUUAUUUAUGAGAUGCAUCAUGUUUCCUGAAAGUAAAACAGCAGUUUCACAUUUUAGAGAAUAUAUUUUUUUUUGUUUUCUCGGAUUCGAUAGAUGAGAAGAUUGAUGCCACUUUGUUUUUUACGAUGCUACGGUCGUUAGCUGCUUAUCUUAGCAUAAAGACAGUUAGCCUAGCGCUGUCAUGAUAUAACAGAAUCACAACAUAAUAACGUGUUUAAGAAUCAUUUUAGCAGUUUACAGCUGAUUAUAGACGUCAAACAAUCUCAUGGCUUUGCAGUUGCCUUAUAAUUAUUACUUCUAUUACCUUUGGGUUCAGUUACAUUAAACACGAGUUUUCACUUUACACAAGCAGAUGUGACCUUUGACCCCGUCUAUUCUGUAAACAGUUUCCCGUCAUGAGUGGAUGAGCCACAACACGAGCCCCUACUUUUUUUUAGGGUGUAUGUUUUUAUAUUUUACAAAAAUUAAAAUCGCACCAAAUUCUCAAGUGGCUUUGUGUUAACCGUUUUGCUUUGACAUCAGAUUCAAAAGGCUAGUUUUAGAUUUACAAGAAGCAUCUUUUUUUUAUCAUUUCCAAAGUUGUUUGCAGUUUUAUUUGUGAAUCGCACUAAAUCUAACAAUGUGUCGAUUAGAGUCGAACUCCAACAAAUCACCUGCUGCUGUUUCCAGAGAACCUGCACGCACCCGUCACUCGUACCUCGCACAGUAUCGCCACGCGUGAAAAACGGCCCGAUUAAAAAUAAAAGAAUAUAUAUAUUUAAAUAGUCUAGAUUAUAAAACUCCUCGCAAAUCAAUUUUCCCCAAUCCAGUUAAAGAGAAAACCUGCAGCUUUAGCUUCUUUUGAACAGCCACAUAUGAGAGUAUCAGUCUUCUCACCUUCUACGACAGAAAGCGAAUAAAAUAAAGUAUUUUCCAAAAUGUCACUGGCUUGGAUCCAGGUUUACAGAUGUGCCGUCGCUCAGUGUUUCCUCACGUUCCUGCUCCGCUUCUCUUUCAUUUGCACAUCAGGAUUAAGCUGAACUCGAUGUAUUGUGAUGCAGAUUAGUACGAGGCUGGAUAGAGCAGUCAGUCAUAAUAGUACAAUAUAUCGUAGGAUGUGUGUUUAUCUAGGCCUAGAUUAUAUCAGUGGUAUUAUUAUUAUCAUUAUUAAGUGUCCUUACUCUCCAACAGCUGCUGCUGCUGUUGGUCCUGAUGAUACAGAUUAUUACUGAUGUUAAAUUGCACAGAUUAGCUUUAAUUUGAGGUUCUCGUUGGAGCAGUGGGACACAUGAACACCACCGCUUCUCUGUUCUUUCUUUUGACAUGUUUGAGAUUAAGCUGAUGAACAUGUAGAAGGAGACGUUGCCCGGGGCGAUGAACCGGCUUCUGGGUUUUAACGCAUUUCUCGUUGUGUUGUGCAAAACGUUUUAUUUCCAAUGACGACUCAUCUUUCGUCGUCUCCAAACUUUCCUUCUCCACUUGGGCCGUGAUUUGAAAACCGCCUCGGGAACAACAGUGUUUCUCUUGAAGUAAUAUUCACUUUAUUAACAAACAAACUUUAUCUGGUUUGACUUUCACUUGUUUUGGAACAAGUCACAACAAUGUCACUUAUUUUUUUUUUUUUUUAUUAUUAUCAUCACAGUGUCUUUUUUUCUUUUAAAUCACCCGAACGCAGCACGUUGCUUCAGCUCCUGCUGCGACGUGGACGCUCGGCCGCCGCAGCAAAGCGUGAAGGGGGGGUAAUAAAAAUCAGUUCACACGACCCACAGCCCCCCCGCUGUGCUGCUGCUAGGGAACACAUGUACAUUCGCUUUGAUUUCAGGGAGAUAAACUGAGGAAAAGCUUUUAAAUAGAGCAGAUUUAUUGCAGUCGUGUAAAUACAUAGAUCCGCAAACGAGGCUUCUCAUAUUAACUGCGUAUUAAUAAGGACUAGUCGUAGAUAAACAGUUGGUUAUAACGACAGAAGCCACUUUAUGAAGAAUAUAAUUCUAUACAAAUAUAUUUAUGGAUCAUGUGCAUAUUUAGGAUUAUAGACUAACUGAUCAAAAGAUGGAUGUGAUCUUAUUUCCUGCUCUUUUUCUUCUUAUUGGAUUAAUUUCUUAUGUUUUUGUUCCUUUUGUGAGCGUGAACAACAAGAUUGUGAUUUUUGUUUCCCCCACGAAUCAAAGUGGUUUGAGUAGGACGAGAGAUUAAAAUCCAUUUUAUCAAAAAUUAAAUCCAUGUUCGCUCCGACAAAAACUGGAGAAUAAAAUCUAUUUUUUAACCAAAUCCUGCUUCUUAUUUUCCUCUCGGCUUAAUAAAAAAAGAACUGAAUCUCCACUUCUUUACUUUUUUUUCUCACUUCAAUCUUACAAAUGUGAAUUUGAUCAGAGGAUUCUAAUUUUAUAAUGAAGACAAUGUGUAAAUCAAUGUAUUAAAUACAGAAAAUGUACCGAUGUAAUAAAAAUGAUGCAACAUGA